UGUUGCCGGAAGUGCUGCGGGAUAUUUCGGGUUCCGCUGGGAUUCGGUUUCGGUUUGACAUGGACGAACUACACCGGCAGAUCCUGACCCGGAACCGGGUCCGGUUAGUCACCUCCCUGCAGGUGGCGGAUCUGUGGGACCCCCUGUUGGAGAAAGGGGUCUUCACCGGAGACAUGAUAGAGGAGAUCCGGAGUGCAGGUACACGAAGGGACCAAGCACGACAGUUAUUGAUUGACCUUGAAACGCGUGGAAGUCAGGCUUUCCCUCUGUUUAUCCAAUGUCUGAAGGAAACGGGUCAGCAUGAGCUUGCACGGCAUAUUUUGGGCAAAAAUGAGCUACCUGAGAUAGCGCCUGCUCCAUUCGUGCCAAAUCCAGACUAUAUACCACAAUAUCCAAACGAUAUACCUUCAAAAAAAGAGAACAUCUGGGACAUUGAGCAGGAUUACCCAAUGAAGUUUGAGCCCUGUGGCUUCUGCCUUAUUGUUAAUAACAUGGAGUUUGAUGAGGGCACUGAGUUAUCGUACAGGAAAGGCUCUGACAUAGACCGCCGGAAGCUGGAAAACAGAUUCCGCUCAUUUCAUUUUGAAGUUCUUGUAAAGAAUAACUUGAAGGGAUCAGAAAUUUACCAAGAACUGCAGGAUUUGGCAGCCAAAGACCACAGUAAGCGUGACUGCUGCCUGGUGGUGAUCCUGUCCCACGGCUGUGAGACACGACACAGGAAGUUUCCUGGUGGUGUUUUUGGGACAGAUGGGAUACGCAUUCCUGUGGAGAAGAUAGUCAGCUACUUCGAUGGCACCAGUUGCCCCACUCUGCGGGGAAAACCCAAACUUUUUUUUAUCCAGGCUUGUGGUGGAGAUCAGAAGGACCGUGGCUUUGAAGUUGACUCGGGAAGUCCGUCCAGCCCCAGUGCUGAGCAAUCCCUACAAUGUGAUGCAACUGCUAUUCGACCUGAAGCAGGAGAUAUGGAUGAAACGGAUGCUGUGGCGAGUCUGCCCACCUUUAGUGAUAUUCUGGUUUCAUACUCCACAUUCCCAGGAUUUGUAUCAUGGAGAGAUAAGGUAAUGGGCACGUGGUAUGUGGAAACAUUGGAUGAAAUUUUGGGGAGUCACGCAGGGACCCUUGACCUGCAGAAUCUGCUUCUGAGGGUUGCCAAUAAAGUUUCAAGUAAAGGAACAUACAAGCAGAGCCCUGGAUACUUUAAUUUCCUGCGAAAGCGUUUUUUCUUUAGAACGUAGUUAAGAUUGCGGUGUGAUUGUUGUAGUGUUGAAUCAUCAGAGCGAGGCUCUGCACUAAUCUGAAAGAGAGCUCCACAUUUUCAGGUCAGAGUGUUUUGCUUUUAAUCCCUUAGUAAAUCUCGCCAGUCCUAUGCUUGCCUAAAACACUGACUGGAUGGUGAGAACGAACUGUGAACUCUCCAAAUGCAAAAUGAUGCAG
Messenger RNA from Pelobates fuscus (common spadefoot toad), 1434 nucleotides. It is a transcript of the gene CASP9, whose product is annotated as caspase 9. NCBI's taxonomy places the organism in Eukaryota, Metazoa, Chordata, Amphibia, Anura, Pelobatidae. The transcript is spliced from 9 exons. Gene Ontology annotation, cellular component: cytoplasm. Gene Ontology annotation, biological process: intrinsic apoptotic signaling pathway in response to DNA damage; positive regulation of neuron apoptotic process; apoptotic process. The coding region runs from base 60 to 1235 and encodes 391 amino acids. The record is from RefSeq and is a predicted model, not a curated record.